AUGUCAGGCCUUGCACAGCUGCUCCUGUCCAGCAGUGUCUCUAGGCCACACCAUCAGCUAUCACGAUCCGAUCCAGGCGAUAUCGACCCCCUUGGCGCGCAACAGCGAAGAGGACUUAUCGCAGUCUCAUGCAUUGCAGCUGUUUCCCUGCUAGCAACAUGUUCCCUGCUCUGCUUCCUUACAUACCGGUUCAUAUUCUGGAAGAAAUACUACCAGCGCCCUCUCGGACACAACCAUUACGUCGUCCUCGUCUAUAAUCUCGCCCUGGCAGACGCCCAACAAUGUCUAGGGUUCAUGAUCAGCCUGCGCUGGCUCGAUAAAAACGCCGUGACUGCAGACAAUCCCUUUUGCUUUCUCCAGGGUGUGUGGCUUCAGAUAGGGGAUCCCAUGAGCGGACUGUUCGUGCUGGUCAUCGCAGUGUACACCGCACUGCGCGUGAUGCGCGACUACCAUAUUAGCCAUCGCCUGUUCGUGACGGUUGUCGUGAGCCUCUGGGUAUUCGGGAUCUUGCUAUUCAUCAUCCCAAUCGCUGUUCUUGGUCGCUGGGCGUGGCUUCCUGCGGUCGCAUGGUGCUGGAUUGCCCCCGGCCAGCUGGCGUUAUGGGUAUGGACACACUACUUCUGGAUCUUCCUCACCCAGUUCGUCACUCUCCUGCUCUACGCCGCACUCUUUAUCCAGGUGCGACGUAGAAUCGCCGAGUGCGCAGACCUAGGAGGCCGCCGAGCAAGUCUGCGCAAUAUGCACCGCGUCGCCAGUUACAUGGUCAUAUACCCAAUCAUAUACACAAUCCUGACCGUUCCGCUCGCUGCGGGCCGCAUGGCUAGCCUAGCCGGACAUACGCCGAGUAUUACAUACUUUUGCGUUUCCGGCUCCAUGAUGACAUUGUCCGGGUUAUUCGAUACGGUGCUUUAUACAUUGGCCCGGAAACAGUCGGUGCUGGAUUCAGAACGGAGGGGGCUGAGUAGUACUGCGUCGGAUUUGCUGGGAAGUGGAAAUGGCGUUCAGCAGACUGAUACUGCGUUUGCUAGGACAACUUCCCGUAUUGGUGAGCCCAUCGUGCAGUCGGACUGGGAUGAAGACGUUAUACAAAUUCAUUACUAG
This is a messenger RNA of Aspergillus puulaauensis, 1101 nucleotides long. RefSeq lists its product as uncharacterized. The coding region runs from base 1 to 1101 and encodes 366 amino acids. Gene Ontology annotation, cellular component: plasma membrane. Gene Ontology annotation, molecular function: G protein-coupled receptor activity. The record is from RefSeq and is a predicted model, not a curated record. The transcript has 2 exons. Lineage: Eukaryota; Fungi; Ascomycota; Eurotiomycetes; Eurotiales; Aspergillaceae. Gene Ontology annotation, biological process: adenylate cyclase-activating G protein-coupled receptor signaling pathway.